GAUAAGGCACGCUCGGGAAGAUUUGUGGUGGACUUGAAGUUGGAUUUGGCUUAGCUUAAGUGUCAUGACGAGGAUGAAUCAAGCGGCAGCUCUUAAGAGAAAAGUUCCAAAUCCAAACAAAGCUCAAAGUCCAAUGAAGAAUAUAGGUUUCGAUUUCCAAUACUGAUCAAGUGCCGAACUAGCCAAAAAAUUUCAGAUUAAGAGAGAAAAGCUUGCAAGUGAUUGCAACGAUAAAGCUGCUAAAGAGCAGACAAUACUUGGAGUUAAAAGGAAAAAUUAUAUGCCUGCAACAUUAGAAGGACAAAGUAGACAGAGGUUAACUCAAUCGGAUGUGUCAGUUCAAAAGUUAGGAAGGAAUAGAUUACCGGUGUACAAAUCAAUCCAAUCGUCUUCAAGGGAAGAUCUGAACACUUCACAUAAUAUUGAAGUAAAGGACAAAUUAAAUAAAGGUCAAUACAAUUGGAGGAGCCCAUUCAAAAGCAAGGAAUGAGUAAAUUACCUGUGCCCACAUCCAUGAUCCAAUCAUCUGCAAAGGUAGAUCCUAAUACUUUACAUAUGAUUAGAAGAACACAAGGUGAAGGAGAGAAACAACUUGAUAUUCAAGAGCUACAAAAUUGCAAAAAGGUAAAGACAAACUCAGUCUUACCGUCAACGAGUGUUAAUCAGUUUCUAAAAAAAUAUGGGAUACAAGUCGGUGGAGAAAAACAUCAUGAUAAUCACCCAGAAAAUGAAGUCAGAUUUAUGUCCUCUCCUAUUAUUGAUGAGCGUGAAAUAGAAUUGGAUAAUUUUGAUGCACAAGAUGAAGUUGGUGACGAUGAAUUUAUUGGAGAUGAAGAUAUGAACAUCGAUGGUGCUGCAGGGACAUCAGAAGAAAAGAGUUCGAGGAAAAACAAUAUGCAAGAAUAUUCAUGCAAGAAGUUUUGAAGAAAGAGAGGAGGUGACAUUUGAUAAAGGACAAGCAGUUGGACCAACUGACAAGAGAGUGUCUGAUUUGACCAACUUUUUAGGAACAACUGCAAGGAAUCCAAGAUUUAUCCCCUUGGUGCAUACUAGUUGGCAUGCUGUGUUAAAGGAUAUUAAGCAACGAAUAUGGGAAUAUGUCAAUGUAAGAAUAAUACAUUUUUCAUUGAUAUAUUUUUUGUAUUUUUCCUACUAAGAAAAGAUA
Messenger RNA from Nicotiana tabacum (common tobacco), 1165 nucleotides. The record is from RefSeq and is a predicted model, not a curated record. NCBI's taxonomy places the organism in Eukaryota, Viridiplantae, Streptophyta, Magnoliopsida, Solanales, Solanaceae.